Helianthus annuus (common sunflower) is the source of this 1938-nucleotide messenger RNA. Its product is annotated as DNA-directed RNA polymerases I and III subunit rpac1. Gene Ontology annotation, biological process: DNA-templated transcription. Gene Ontology annotation, cellular component: RNA polymerase I complex; RNA polymerase III complex. The record is from RefSeq and is a predicted model, not a curated record. The coding region runs from base 591 to 1700 and encodes 369 amino acids. Lineage: Eukaryota; Viridiplantae; Streptophyta; Magnoliopsida; Asterales; Asteraceae. Gene Ontology annotation, molecular function: protein dimerization activity. The transcript is spliced from 10 exons.
AUAACGGCGAUGGGGUGGUUCGGAAAGCCAAGGAUAUCGUUCGGGGUCUUAUUAUGGUAGUCUAUUGGUGUAUCUGGAAAGCUAAGAAUGCAAAUUUUUUCUCUAACGGAAAAGGUUGCAGUGAAGAAAUUUUUGGGGAGGUGAAAGCUUUAGGUUUUCUUUGGCUAAAGUGUAGAUCCAAACAUAAGAAUAUUGUUUGGAGAGAUUGGUGUAUUUCCCCUUUGUAUAUGUUGUAGUUUCGGUCGGUUCGGUCCUGCGUUUUUUUGGGAUCGGCUUGCCUGUUUUUAAUGAAUUUUACCUUCUAAAAAAUUUUUAUAAGCAUAUGACGUGACAGCUGACUUGAGUAUACUUGAGUAUCAGAACAUGCAUUGCAUGCCCUUUUCUUAAUCCGAACUGAAACUUAGGGUUUUAAACAAAACCACAUAGCCGCACAUCAAAACAACAGAAAACAUUACACACGUUCUCACUCUGUCUGCUUUCUGCUGUCUUCCUCCGCCGGACUCACCGGCUCCGUCCCUCCGGCGUCCGCAGUCCGCGCCUGUCAUCUCGAGUAAACCAAUAGAGAGCAAUCUACCCACAAAUUUCCAACGAUGCCGAAAGUUCCGCUUUGGGAUCUGCCUGAACUGCCCCAAAAUCAGCUUCCUCUUCACCUUCAACUCCAGAAAACUCGCGUCUCCUGCAACAACGAUGCUCCAACUAAUACAGAGAAUGUUACUUACUCCGGUGCGUAUGCAGCACUGGGAGUUGAUAACAGCUUAAGGUUGGAUGAAUUUAGGAACAACUUUAAAGUCAAAGUGAUUAAGCUCAAUGAAGAAGAUAUGGAGUUUGAUUUGAUCGGAAUCGAUGCUUCGAUUGCGAAUGCUUUUAGAAGAAUCCUCAUAUCUGAGUUGCCUACUAUGGCUAUUGAGAAAGUUCUUGUUGCAAACAGUUCAUCAGUGGUACAAGACGAAGUACUUGCCCACCGAUUGGGUCUCAUUCCGAUAAAAGUCGAUCCAAGACUGUUCGAUUAUAUGUCAGAAAAUGAUGUCCCGAACGAGAAAAACAGCAUUGUUUUCAAACUCCAUGUCAAGUGUGAGCGAAAAUCCGGUGAACGCCUCACAGUGUACUCUCAUGAUCUCGAGUGGUUACCGUCUGGCAGUGAAUAUGUUUUGCCCACUGAAAAUUCUUCAGAAUCGAAACCGAAAACAUACACGUCAUUUACUUCUAGCCAAGUCUCUUUGCCAGAAUUUGCAAAUAAUCCUAUCACUGUCACUCCUGGUAUCAUUAUAUCAAAACUUGCGCCUGGGCAGGAAAUUGAGCUAGAAGCGCAUGCUGUUAAAGGUGUCGGUAAAACACAUGCUAAGUGGUCUCCAGUUGCCACUGCGUGGUACAGAAUGCUCCCUGAGGUUGUAUUGCUGCAAGAUAUCGAGGACGAGGAUGCCCAAAAACUUGUAAACAAAUGUCCUGUUAACGUGUUUGACAUUGAAGAUAUGGGCAAAGGUGUGAAGAGGGCAACUGUGGCUAGACCGAGAGCCUGUACCCUGUGUCGGGAAUGCAUUAGAGAGCCUGGAUGGGAGGAAAAGGUGGCAUUAAGACGCGUGAAGGAUCAUUUUAUCUUCACUAUUGAAUCAACUGGAGCAUUGCCACCCGAGGUGUUAUUUACUGAAGCUGUCAAGAUUUUAGAAGACAAGUGUGAAAGUGUUAUAACCGAGCUCUCAUAGGCCGAUUCUUCCAGCAUAUUUUUCUUAUAUAAGUUGUGUUAUUCGUGUUACAUUCUUUAAUGAUUUUAGUAUAGUAAACCAUGUUGAGUAUCUGCGUUAGUGAUAGCAUAUCGGGAUUUUUUGGGAUGUAGAUUUUAAGCAAUUUUAUGACCAUCCCAUGGGAAAGUUGUUUAUGGUACCACUUUUUGGUGUCGGUUUUGCGGUAUGUAAGAUGUAAUGUUGAUAAAGUUUUUAAAAA